This is a messenger RNA of Rhinopithecus roxellana (golden snub-nosed monkey), 1760 nucleotides long. Its product is annotated as skin secretory protein xP2-like. NCBI's taxonomy places the organism in Eukaryota, Metazoa, Chordata, Mammalia, Primates, Cercopithecidae. Bases 28 to 882 code for a protein of 284 amino acids. The transcript has 2 exons. The record is from RefSeq and is a predicted model, not a curated record.
GCAGCCAGAGAAGGAGCAGCAGAGACCAUGGCAGCCAGAGAAGGAGGAGCGGAGGCUGUGGCAGCCAGAGAAGGAGGAGCGGAGGCUGUGGCAGCCAGAGAAGGAGGAGCAGAGACCAUGACAGUCAGAGAAAGAGGAGCAGAGGCCAUGGCCACGAGAGGAGGAGGAGCAGAGGCCGUGGCCACCAGAGAAAGAGGAGGAGAGGCCGUGGCCACCAGAGAAGGAAGAGGGGAGGCCGUGGCAGCCAGAGAAGGAGGAGCGGAGGCCAUGGCAGCCAGAGAAGGAGGAGCAGAGGCCAUGGCAGCCAGAGAAGGAGGAGCGGAGGCCAUGGCCGCCAGAGAAGAAGGAAGAGAGACCAUGGCAGCCAGAGAAGGAGGACCGGAGGCCGUGGCAGCCAAAGAAGGAGGAGCAGAGACCAUGGCCACCAGAGAAGGAGGAGCGGAGGCCGUGGCAGCCAGAGAAGGAGGAGUGGAGGCGGUGGCAGUCAAAGAAGGAGGAGCAGAGACCAUGACAGUCAGAGAAAGAGGAGCAGAGGCCAUGGCCGCCAGAGAAAGAGAAGGAGAGGCCAUUGCCACCAGAGAAUGCGGCUGGAUCCUCAGAGACAGAGGAGUGGAGGCCAUGACUACCAGAGAAAAGGAAGGGGAUGCCAUGGCCUCCAGAGAAGGAGGAGCGGAGGCCGUGGCCACCAGAGAAGGAGGAGCAGAGGCCAUGGCUGCCAGAGAAGAGGAGUGGAGGCCAUGGCCACCAGAGAAGGAGAAGAGGAGGCUGUGGCCACCAGAGAAGGAGGAGCAGAGGCCAUCGCCACCAGAGAAGGCUGCCCCUCAGAGAUGGAGGAAGGGAGGUGCCAGGCUUCAAGCUCAGAGCCGAGGCCUGGAGGCUUGAGAGAUGGGGAGAGCCUGAUGCGGCCACAGGCGAGGCAACAGCAGAAGGGUUGCUGGCUGCCGUCCUCGAGGGGGUGUCCACCUGGCCUCUGCCUCCCUCGGAGCAAGACCGGCGGUGGGAAAGCCCCAGGGGAGAGACAGCCCUGGCAGUGCCACACCACACCAGGCUCAGCGCCCAGCCAGAGUCCAUGGGGACCCUGGUCCCUGGAAAGAGAUGAAGAGUGACCGGAUGGCAUUCACGCCCUGCCUUGGGAGUCCCCAGUCUAGAGUGCCAGGAUGGCAUUCACACCCUGCCUCAGGAGUCCCCAGUCUGUCCAAUCCCAGAGCCCUUCCCUGGCCCUUCCAGCUGGAGAGCACGACCCUGAAAGCAGAGGGUGUUUGGGGCUUGGAUUCCAUUUGGAUUCCUAGGGGGAAGCUCUGGGAGGAGCAGGGGGUGGUUGAUAGAGAUGGACAGGGAGGGGGUCUCCACAGAAUCCCACGGGGCCUGCCUGGAGCCGGCCCAUCAUAGGCUGGGGGGCAAGGUGGGGCUUCCCGGGCCAGCAACUGAGGCUCAGCCCAGGGCACUGAGCAGCCCACACUCAGAUAGGGGAGUCUGGGCCAGGUGCUGAGGGGUCCAGGUCCCCUCAGCCCAGGUCGCGCUGCUGGUGACCGCUGUGUGACCUCUCAAAAGUCACUGAACCCCUCACCAUGAAAUGCAGGAAUAAUUCCUGCUUAGAAGAUGUUGUACAGUAUCUUGGAUUUCACAAACACUGUUUAUUUAUACAAAGUACAGAGCUUAGGGCUUCCCUCCCGGUGGAGAUUUUCUAAAUCUAGCCGUUGUUUCUUUUUUUUUUUUUUUGAGACGGAGUCUGGCUCUGUGGCCCAGGCUGGAGUGCAGUG